Molecule: messenger RNA, 1182 nt
Organism: Cajanus cajan (pigeon pea)
Lineage: Eukaryota; Viridiplantae; Streptophyta; Magnoliopsida; Fabales; Fabaceae
Source: RefSeq, a predicted model, not a curated record
AUGAGCCGAUUCAACAAAGCGGCAUUAGAGAUCCGAGACCUAAAUCCGGCCGUUGCCCUUCAUCACCUGACCACCACCUUGAAGCCAGGACCAUUUGCGAACAGUAUCUGCAAGAAACCACCAACUGACAUGGAUUACUUGCGUCGGCACGCCGACAAGUACAUGCAGAUAGAGGAACUAGCUGAGUUUUGCAACCAAGCAAGGGCGGAUAUAGCCAUCAAAAUCGAGAAGCCGGUCGAGAACAACUAUCGAAGCCGCCCGAAAGAGCUUGUACCCCAAGAGAAACCUACUCGUGGACCAAGGUACUCUCAUUACACUCCGCUAAACACUAGCCGAUCGGCUGUCUUGGAUCAGGCACUCACGUCGGAGGUUCUAGCAGUGCCGAAGCGAGCCUCGACCCCUCCGCGCGCCGACACAACCAAGUCCUAUAAGUAUCAUCGAAACCGGGGCCACUCGACCGAGGAAUGCGCGGCCUUGAAAGACAAAAUCGAGGACUUAAUCAAACAAGGGCAGCUCCAACGUUUUGUCGACAGACCUCGUUCUCCUCGACACGAGGAUCGUCAGCAUCGUCGAGAUCAGCCUAACCAAGAUAGAUCCGAAGGACAUCUAUCUUACAGGGAACGGAGCCGGUUGAGGAGCCGAAAGGAAGACGAACCGACAACCCAGCCCCGAAGAGUCAUCAACACCAUUGCCGGCGGAUUUGCAGGCGGCGGCUCCACCUCUUCAGCUCAAAAAAUACACCUGCGAGCCGUCCGAGCUGUGCACUCGGUUGAACGCAUUCAGCGAAGGUUGCAAGCCAUCACAUUCACCGAAGCCAAUUUUAAAGGUAUCGAUCCUGAUCAGGACGACCCCAUGGUUAUCAGCGUCAAGAUCCACAAUUGUAUCAUUCGGAAGACGUUGGUCGAUCAGGGAAGUUCGGCCGAUAUACUAUACUGGAACACAUUCAAACAGCUCGACAUCCCGGAGGCCGAAUUGAUCCCAUACAAUGAACCCUUGGUCGGAUUUUCUGGCGAGCGUGUCCAAACAAAAGGGUACAUCAAGUUAUCCACCCGUUUCUGCUUCGAUGGAGCCGAAGCCCGAGACAUCUCAGUAAACUACGUGGUUGUACAUGCUAACACAUCGUACAACAUUCUUCUCGGAAGGCCUUCCCUCAAUAAGCUAGGUGAUGGAAGCACUUGGUGA